UUCAACUGAAAGUAACAAGGAAGACAAUGAGGAGACGAUUUUAACUAAGUUUUAUGAUCAUAUUAUGGACAUUGCCACCGAUGCUACUGAGAAUGUUGAUGAAUAUUUAGAUGGAACUAAAUCAGAAUUGAACCAUAAGUCACAAAAACGAAAGAGUAGAAGAAAAAGAAUCUCUACUAAAAAAACUAAAAUAAACUAUGAUGUUUUUAAAAACUGGGAUGAUGAUGAAGAUCAAAGUACUGAUAAUUCACUAAACCAUAAUCCUGAACCAGGAUGUUCAACUGAAAGUAAUAAGGAAGACAAUGAGGAGACGAUUUUAACUAAGUUUAAUGAUAAUAUUAUGGACAUUGCCACCGAUGCUACUGAGAAUGUUGAUGAACAUUUAGAAGAUUUUGAAAUUAUUGAAAAAGGGCUUGAUAACAUUUGUAUUGAUUCAAAUAAAAUUAUAGAACCAAUACCAAGUUGCAGUGGUACAAAUAUGCAAAGAAAAUAUUCCUAUCGGGAGAGAAGUGAUUCUGAAACUAAUGACAUUCGUAAUGUAAAUAUGACUAAUAACACUGAGGAAAACAUUUUUGAUGAUUCAAGUGAUGAGAACCUGAAAAGUUUACCAUCUAUAACUUUAAAUCAAUGUUUUCAUCCUUUUAAUGAGGAAUGUAUUCAAGACGAUGAAAAUCGUGAACCUUCUCCUUCUACUAAAACUAUAUAUUCAGAGAUAGAACAAUUACAUAAUGCUUGUCAUGAAUCAGAACUGAUUUUAAAUAAUAACAAUUGUCGAUUUAGAAGACCUAAUGAUGAAGAAGAAUCUAGAGAGGCAUUUUUAUAUAAACUCAUGAAUGAUAGUAAACCAGUGGAACAUUUUUAUCUAGAUGAUAACAUUUACCCAACAGAAAAGGAGAUUUGUGACAAUGAAAAACGCUUGAACCAAUUAUUAACUAGCAAUUUACUUCCUGAGAAUAAAUCUGAAAUAGUUUUUGGAGAAAAUUUGAAUGAAGGUAAAAAAACUUUAUAACAAUCCUAUAUAAUAUAUAUUCAUAUAUAUAUAUAUAUAUAAUAUGUAAACAGGUAUAUAAUUAAUAUUAUUAAAAUAUUUACUCUCAUUCCCUUGCAUUUUGUUUCAUAUUAGGAUACAAAUAAAACAAAUAUUUUGGUUUUAGACUAAAUGGAAAAACAUUUACAUAUUUCCUUAUUUUCUCAUUUCAUGAUCAUGGUAUCAUCAAAUAGAUAUUUUCUUAGAUGUACAAUGUUGAAUAUUAUUUUUAUUUUAUUUAAUAUUACCCAGUAUAAUAUUUGUAGUAUACACACCACUAUAGUAUAAUGAGAAAGUAGAGUAGCAAAUACACUGAAAUAUGUAUAAACGCACAUAUAAAUACUUUAUUAGUAUAGUUUUUUCACUGCUAGUGGUGGGCUAUAAAAACUUCACCGCCACAUGAUUAGGUUCUGAGCAGAACUAGAAAUGUAUUGGUUUUACAAUGAUGUUUUUUCUUCUAUCAGAAAUUUUGGUCCGAUUUACAAUGAUAGCACUUUUUCUGAAAGAAAAUCUGACUGAGUAGAUACUUGGGAGGCCAUUUUUGAUUUUCUCUGGAGUUUGUUUCUAAUAAAUGGAAAAAUUUACGAAAUUUGGAUGUUAUGAAAAUAUUAUGGCCUAUUUUUUUCUGUGAAUUACCUUACUACUAUCAAAUUUUUUCCAAUUUACAAUGUUAACACUUACUCCAAAAUAAAAUCUGUCUAGCUUAGAACAUCAGGGGGUCAUUUUUUUAAAUUUAUUUCCAGCUAUUUGCAUAAUGAAUGGGAAAUACAAAACAAUAAGUACAAAAUUAGACAAAUAAAAUAAAAUAUAUAAUGCAUGUGUAUUAAUUUUAUUGUAUUAUGAUAUUCCAAUACCGCAGUAAAAAGCUAAGUAAAAGAUAAAGAGCUCGUGUGUUGACUGCAUUAUUAUUAUAUGAUGAGAUGGGUAAUUCUUAUUUAACCUGUGUAAUUUUACGGAAAUUUGUUUUGUAAUAUACACGGGUUGAUGAUUAUUAUGAUGAUACUUCUGUAAAUUUCUUUUUGUAUUUUUUAUUUUUUUCCUCAUUUUUAAGAAUUGUAACUAUUGUAUUUCUAAAUAUGCAUAUUUUAUAACUUACUAAUAGCUUUGGAUUGUUUUAAAAUAUUGAAUACUGUAUAAUUGACUAACUUGUUCUGGUUUCACAAACUAAUUACAAAUCAAUUGAUAACAAUGUAUUUAGCCCCUCUCCUACAAAACAAUAUGUAAUGUGAACUAGUAAAAAAGGAAUUAAAAUAACAAUUUUUUUAAAAAACAUACAUUCAAUUAACAAUAAUGAAUAGAACAAAGAAUGUUUUAUAUAAAUUUGUUAAUGAUUUUUUUUUUUAACAUUUUUUUCAGAAAUAAAAGAAAUUAUGAAGUCAAAAAAAUUAUCUGAUAUUCGUUUGACUCUCCGUGGUUAUAAAUUUGAUCAUGGCUUGCCCAUGUAUGUUUACUCUGAAUUCAAAAGUGAUGACCUGCCUUCUGAUAUUGAACAGGAAUGUGAACAAAUUCCUAAAGACCCACAAGUGUUUUCAGAAGAACAAAUGCCUGAAUUAAAUAAUGUAAAUGUGCCAGCUGCUGGGGUAUUGCAGCCAAUUGAAUGUGCCAAUGUUCCCAAUGAGACUAAUACUGAACCUAUGAAUGAUGAUAAAGAAGAUGAAGGUACUGAUUAAAUAUUAAAAAUCCAUAUAUUACAAUAUUUAUUUACCUAAAUUAAAAUUUCAUAUAUUUAAGUAUACCUGUUUUUAAAUUAUUUUAGAUUAUCUUUAUAAUAAGGACCUAAACUAUUCAAUUUUAAAAUUUAAUUUAUUAUAAUUUUUGUCAAUUUAGUAGAUUAAUAAAAACCAUUUUAUUUAUUUGAACUGUUUUGUUGUUGUAUGCC
Messenger RNA from Cinara cedri, 2906 nucleotides. Lineage: Eukaryota; Metazoa; Arthropoda; Insecta; Hemiptera; Aphididae. The record is from the annotation of a GenBank genome assembly.